CCCGCCAGGCCCCCGGCGGGAUGGAGCCCGGGCCGCGGCGGCGCGCUUGCCGCCCGCUGGUCUCCGUGUUCCUGCGCGACCCGGGCUCGGGGCGCGUCUACAGGCGCGGGAAGCUGAUCGGCAAGGGCGCCUUCAGCCGCUGCUACAAGCUGACCGACAUGUCCACCAGCACCGUGUUUGCCCUCAAGGUGGUGCCACGUGGCAGUGGCGGUGGCGGGGCCGGUCAUCUGUGUCCCCGUGGGAAGGUGGAGCGGGAGAUCGCCCUGCACAGCCGCCUGCGACACCGCAACAUUGUGGCCUUCCACGGACACUUUGCUGACCGUGACCACGUGUACAUGGUGUUGGAGUACUGCAGCCGCAAGUCCUUGGCCCACGUGCUGGCGGCGCGGCGGACGCUGACGGAGCCCGAGGUGCGCUAUUAUCUGCGGGGCCUGGUCAGCGGCCUGCGCUACCUGCACCAGCGGCGGAUAGUGCAUCGCGACCUGAAGCUCAGCAACUUCUUCCUGAACAAGAAUAUGGAGGUGAAGAUUGGAGACCUGGGGCUGGCCGCCAGGGUGGGGCCCGGGGGCCGCUGCCACAGAGUGCUCUGCGGGACCCCAAACUUCCUGGCCCCAGAGGUCGUCUCCAGGGAUGGGCACUCCUGCCAGUCAGACAUCUGGGCUCUGGGCUGCAUCAUGUACCUGGUGCUGACCGGCGCCCCCCCCUUCGUGGCAGCACCCCUGUCGGAGAUGUACCAAAACAUCCGCGCCAGCCGCUACCCCGAGCCUGCCCACCUGUCGCCCGCCGCGCGCUGCCUCAUCGCCCGCCUGCUGGCGCCCGACCCGGCCGAGCGGCCCAGCCUGGAGCAGCUGCUGCAGGACGACUUCUUCACGCAGGGCUUCACUCCGGACCGGCUGCCGCCCCACUCCUGUCACAGCCCGCCCAUCUUCGCCAUCCCCCGGCCUCUGGGCAGGCUCUUCCGGAAGGUGGGCCGGCUGCUGCUGACCCAGGGCCGGCCACCCUGCCCCGUCACUCCUACCGAGGCCUCGGGUCCCGGAGAAGAUAGUCCCCACCCUGACUCCAUGGACUGGGGUGGAGAGGCCUCCCCGUCGGAGAGAGGGUCUCCCCGCCUCGAGGUCCCCGUCCACCUGCUCUCCCAGGGGACGCUCAGGAGUGACGUGGCAGGGCCCGAGGGGAGCCCGAGGCAGGAGGUGGACGCGGCCAUCAGAAAGCUGACGCUCUGCCUGGACCCCGGCCCCCCAGGCCCCACCGGGACCCCCGCCCCGUUCACCUCGUCUUUGUGCCCAGCCACACAGGCCCCCCGGGGAGAGCAGCGGCCCCCACUCUGGGCCCUCAAGUGGGUGGAUCAUUCCAGCAAGUACGGCUUUGGCUACCAGCUGUCGGACGGGGGCAGCGGUGUCCUGUUUUGGGAUGGCACCCACAUGGCCCUGCGCCCCCCAGGGGGCCGCGUCUGCUACGUGCCGGCCCGUGGGAAGCUGGAGACCUACGCCCCGAGGGACGUGCCCGGCCCGCUGGGCGCCAAGCUGGCCGUCCUGCGGCUCCUGGCUUGCUCCGGGCGGCGGCAGCGGCGGCGAGAGGAGGGGCGCCUGCCCCCGCCCGCCGGCCCGGGCCCCUGCCUGUUGCGCUUCCUGGCCUCCGAGCGCGCGCUGCUUCUGCUUUUCAGCGACGGGACGGUGCAGGUCAGCUGCCGUGGAGACCAGACUCAACUGGUGCUGAGCGGUGCGGACGAGGAGUUGCUGCUCACCGUGUGGGAUCGGGGCCAGCCCGGCGCCUCCUACCCGCUGGGUGUCCUGCGGACCCAGGGCUGUGCCCCAGAUGCCCGCCAGCGCCUGCAUCACGCUCUCCGCAUGCUGCAGAGCAUCUAGGGCCCCCGAGGGUCAGAGUGGACCUCUGCAUGAUGACGCCGGGGACCCAGGCUCCAUUUCUGUCCCUCUUGCUUCCCCAGAGGGGACAUCCUGGGGGACAGCUGAGGGAGCACGCAGGGGGCAUGGGGCGUGGGGUCCUUGCCUUGUGGCAUGACUGUUCCACCCAGACUUUUGUUUGGCUGUGGUUUUUGUUUUUUGUUUUUUU
Messenger RNA from Equus quagga, 2070 nucleotides. RefSeq names its product polo like kinase 5 (inactive) (gene PLK5). Gene Ontology annotation, cellular component: centrosome; spindle pole; nucleus. Gene Ontology annotation, biological process: mitotic cell cycle; regulation of cytokinesis; protein phosphorylation. The transcript has 15 exons. Lineage: Eukaryota; Metazoa; Chordata; Mammalia; Perissodactyla; Equidae. The coding region runs from base 21 to 1865 and encodes 614 amino acids. Gene Ontology annotation, molecular function: protein binding; protein serine/threonine kinase activity; ATP binding. The record is from RefSeq and is a predicted model, not a curated record.